Molecule: messenger RNA, 1263 nt
Organism: Habropoda laboriosa
Lineage: Eukaryota; Metazoa; Arthropoda; Insecta; Hymenoptera; Apidae
Gene: Traf6
Product: TNF receptor-associated factor 6
Exons: 6
Coding region: 22-1263 (413 amino acids)
Biological process (GO): protein K63-linked ubiquitination; tumor necrosis factor-mediated signaling pathway; regulation of canonical NF-kappaB signal transduction
Cellular component (GO): plasma membrane signaling receptor complex
Molecular function (GO): protein binding
Source: RefSeq, a predicted model, not a curated record
CUGUACAUCGUUUGUGACAUAAUGGCCAAAUCGGACAAUGUUAAAGAUCAUGUUAAAAUUGCAGAAGAAAAUAUUCUUUGUGGUGAUGGUAUGAAAGAAUACCUUGAGCCUAGAUUCGAGUGUCCUAUUUGUUUAACUUGGCUACACGAUCCAGUUUUAACAUCUUGUGGUCAUAAGUUCUGUUCGCAAUGUAUAUACACUUGGCUUCAAAAGGAAGGAGCUUGCUGUCCAAUUGAUAGCAAACCCUUAAAAUCUGAAGGCGAUUUAUUCAGAGACUUGUAUACUAGCAGAGAGAUAUCACAACAACGUAUGCCUUGUCCUUACCAACAAUUUGGCUGUGAGGUUAAACUAUCACCAGUGGAUAUGGAAGCACAUAUAAACCAGUGUAUACAUAAUGGAAGUCUUUCAAGUUCACGAAAUGUGAACUGUCUCUUUAAAAAUGUUGGUUGUAUGGGAAGUUUUCAAACAGAAGAAGAUUUACAUGCCCAUUUAGAAAAAAACACAAACCUUCAUUUAACCUUGGUGCUAAAGGCAUUACCACAACUAUCUAUCUCACGAAAUCAGACUAAUGCAAUAACUGCAGAAUCUAAAUUGUGGGAUCCUCCACCAAAAAAUGCUUCUCUAGAAAAAAAUGAGCCAUCAUUAGAAUGGCAACAAUUGUUAAAGAAUCUAUAUGAAAGAAUAGUAAUAUUAGAACAACAAAACAGAGAACUGUCUAUAGCAGUUUCCAAUCAAAAAACUCAACUUACAACUUUACAAACUUCUCUUCAAUUUAAUCAAGAUGAAAUGUUUUUACGUAGUUGUAAUGGUGUUUAUAUUUGGAGACUACAAUCUUUUCACGAAAAACUUGAAAGUAUGAUGAAUGAUUCAUUAAAAAUGUUUUAUAGUCCUGGUUUUUAUACUAGUCCUAAUGGUUACAAGAUUUGUGCUAGAAUUAAUGUAUCUUCUAAAGAUCCUGAAUAUUUAUCACUACUUCUACAUAUAAUGAAAUCAGAAAAUGAUGAUGGUUUGGAUUGGCCAUUUAAUGGAACAAUGUAUUUUAUUUUGGUACAUCCACAUGACUGGAAAAAAGAUAUACGCGAAAUAACUUCAUCAAGACCAGAUCUUGAAGCUUUUAGGAAACCAGUAUGUGAAUUGAAUAAGCGCAGUUUUGGUUACACAGAAUUAGUGCGAAUACAAGAUUUACCUGAUUUUUUGCAAAAUGAUUGUUUGAUUUUUAGGAUAGAAGUUCGUGUUUAUGAUAGAUUUAGUUCACAAAUAUAG